This is a messenger RNA of Vicia villosa (hairy vetch), 1292 nucleotides long. RefSeq lists its product as uncharacterized. Gene Ontology annotation, cellular component: U5 snRNP; U4/U6 x U5 tri-snRNP complex; catalytic step 2 spliceosome. Bases 103 to 942 code for a protein of 279 amino acids. The transcript is spliced from 2 exons. The record is from RefSeq and is a predicted model, not a curated record. NCBI's taxonomy places the organism in Eukaryota, Viridiplantae, Streptophyta, Magnoliopsida, Fabales, Fabaceae. Gene Ontology annotation, molecular function: RNA binding. Gene Ontology annotation, biological process: mRNA splicing, via spliceosome.
UCCCCAUUUCAUCUAAAACCCUAAUUCUCUUCGAGACUCAACAGAGUCUUCUUCACUUCAACUCACACCUAGGGUUUUCAGAAAACCCAAAUCCCUUCAACAAUGUCGAUGUCUAAGAGUUCCAAGAUGCUUCAAUACAUCAACUACCGUAUGAGGGUAACAAUCCAAGACGGUCGUCAACUCGUCGGAAAGUUCAUGGCCUUCGAUCGCCACAUGAAUCUCGUCCUCGGUGACUGUGAAGAGUUUCGCAAGCUUCCUCCGGUGAAGGGGAAGAAAACGGCGGAUGGAGAGCGUGAAGACCGCCGGACGUUAGGGCUUGUUUUACUUCGUGGUGAAGAGGUUGUUUCGAUGACGGUUGAAGGUCCUCCUCCUCCUGAAGAGAGUAGGGCGAAGGGUGUUAAUGCUGCUGCGAUGGCGGGUCCGGGAAUUGGGAGGGCUGCUGGGAGAGGUGUUCCUCCGGCGCCGGUUAUUCAAGCUCAGCCUGGUUUGUCUGGUCCUGUUCGUGGUGUUGGUGGACCGGCUCCUGGAAUGAUGCAGCCGCAGAUCUCGCGGCCGCCACAGUUGUCUGCGCCACCUGUUUCAUAUCCUGGUGGUGCACCGGUUAUGCGUCCUCCUGGUCAGAUGCCGUAUCCUGGACAAGGUCCGCCUCCAAUGGCGAGGGGUCCUCCGCCACCUAUGCCGCCUGGACAAUUUCCUCAGAGACCAGGUGGUCCUCCGCCGCAAUUUUCUAUGCCGCCUCCUCAGUAUGGGCAGAGACCUAUGGGACCACCUCCUCCUGGACAGAUGUUAAGAGGGCCUCCUCCUCCACCUCGUCCUGGAAUGCAACAGCCGCCACGUCCCGGCAUGCCUCCUCCUCCUGGAAGUGGUGUUCCGGCGUAUGGUCCACCCCGGCCUGGCAUGCCUCCUCCACCAAAUGCUCCAAAUCAGCAACAGCAAAAUUGAUUGGGUUGCAGUUUCUCUAAAACCCCUUCAAUAUAGCUAAUGGCUGCUUCUUUCUCAGGAUUCAGUUGAAACACCACCAUAGCAAAAUGUGCUAGCUUGAGAAGGUUGAUUUUAGUCUUGAUGUCUGUGAUGAAAUCAUUAUGAAAAUUUAUCAGAUCAUCACUGGCCUAAAUGAUAAUAACCAGUCUAACUAAUAAAUUAUAAACCAUGAUAAAAUGAGCAAAUAAUCACUUGAUUUGAGUACUAGUGAAAACCUUCAUGGCUGUAGUAUAGCUGUACCUAAGUUGAUUGUUUACAUCCUACAUCUUGAACUUUUUUGUUUUUCUUCAUAUUGUAGCAGGUUUAAUUUU